AUGGCUUUGAUCUCUGAGUUGCUCGAAAGUCAGUACCUUCUUCAAGGCAUCGCUGUGGCCUUGUUUCUGGUGAUUGUGUCGAACUUUUAUCAAGAGCUUGCGGAUGGCUUUCCGUACCGGAAGAUACCCCUUGUUGGGAGGAGCAGAUGGGAAAUCUCAAACAGCAAAGCCAAAGAGCGCUUCGUGGCGUCCGCGAAAGAGCUCAUUGCGCAAGGCUUCAGUCAGGGCAGGACUGUCUUUCAAAUGAUGUUCUCCCACACUCCCAUGAUCGUCCUGCACCCUCGGUACAUAGAUGAGAUCAAGAGCCAUCCGGAUCUGAACUUCGAUGAAGCUAAUAAGAAGGCGUUCUUUGGCGCCAAAGUUCCCGGGUUCGAGGCUUUUGAAGGACUGGACAAGGAUCACAUCUUGUUGGAUGUUAUCAACAAGAAGCUAACUCAUACACUUGGUAACCUUACUAUCCCUCUUUCCAGAGAGACCGCGGCCGUGCUCAAGGAGACAUUGCCCCAGAAAUCCGAUGAGUGGCAAUCUCUAGUCUUCGCUCGGGAGAUUCCAUACAUAGUUGCCCGAUUGUCGUCCCUUGUAUUUCUGGGCGAGAAGAUCUGCCGUGACAGGGAAUGGCUGACUGUGUCUGUCAACUACACCACCGAUGCAUUCAUCGGCGCGCGCGAUCUCAGACUAUGGCCCUCGAUUACCCGACCCCUGGUGCACUGGUUCCUGCCGUCAACACGAAGAGUCCGGAAGCACAUCCGAGUUGCAAAGAAGAUUGUUCAGAACGAGAUCCAAAAGCGAGAACUGAUCCGGCAAGGCAAGCUUCCAGAAGAGGAUCCUCCACGGACUCACGCCGAUGCCCUCGACUGGUUCAGGGAAGUCGCUGCUGGCCGCCCGUUUGAUGAGACGAGAAGUCAGAUCGGUCUUUCUCUGGCAGCGAUCCACACCACUUCCAACCUUCUGACAAACGUCAUGUAUGACUUGAUAGCCUACCAGGAAUACAUCCAACCACUCCGGGAUGAGAUUAUUGCCGUCGUGGAGGAGGACGGGUGUCUGAAGAAGACCAGCCUUACGAAGCUGAAGCUGAUGGACAGCGUGAUGAAGGAAAGCCAGCGCAUGAACCCUGUCAGCAUUGCCUUCCUCCAGCGUCUCGCACAGGCAGACAUCACUCUGUCCGAUGGCACCUAUAUUCCCAAGGGAGGAGUGCUGAUCGUCUCCGCUCACACCCUGAGAGAUGAAUCCAUCUACCCUAACGCGGGUACCUUCGACGGCUACCGCUUCUACAACAAACGCAAAGAGCCCGGCAAUGAGCACCGGUACCAGUUCGUCACAACGAGCACAGAGCACUUUGGCUUUGGACAUGGCGUGCACGCGUGUCCUGGGCGAUUCUUCGCAGCGAACGAGGUGAAAAUCCUCCUGGUCCAUCUGCUGAUGAAAUACGACUGGCAGUUCGCAGAGGACCGGGGACGUCCCCAGCCGUUCAUGCACGGCACCGAAAUCAUCUGCGACCCGACUGUGAAGUUGCUUUUCAAGGCACGAACACCGGAGAUCAAUCUAUCGAAGCUGGGAGAAUUGCCAACGGAUAGUCAGUGUCAGCCUGAGGUAGAGCUCUUCGACCAUGGUGCAAAGUAA
This is a messenger RNA of Aspergillus thermomutatus, 1620 nucleotides long. Its product is annotated as cytochrome P450. The transcript has 6 exons. Bases 1 to 1620 code for a protein of 539 amino acids. Gene Ontology annotation, molecular function: iron ion binding; monooxygenase activity; heme binding. NCBI's taxonomy places the organism in Eukaryota, Fungi, Ascomycota, Eurotiomycetes, Eurotiales, Aspergillaceae. The record is from RefSeq and is a predicted model, not a curated record.